AUGCGGUCUCUCUCCCUCUUCUCGCGGCAAGCGCGCCACCCCACCACGCCGCCGCCGCCGCCCUUCUCCGGCGGCGGCGGCGAGACCCCUCCGCGGCGCCGCGUCCCCAAGGAGAACGUCGACCCUUCCUCCUACUCCUCCCCGGCGCACCACCACGGCCCCGACCCGUUCCGCUCCCCGUCCUCCGCCGCCAAGCCGCUCUCCACCCGCAACCGCCCCCCGCGCCCGCCUUCCUCGAACCCGCUCAAGAGGAAGCUCGACAUCUCCUCCGCGGCGGCCCCGCCGCACGACGCCGCGCCCGCGUCGGACUCCGGCGUCCAGGUGGUGGUGAGGAUACGGCCGCCGUGCCGGGUCGACGAGGAGGAGGCGGGCGAGGAUGGUCGGGGCCCGGAGGCCUGCGUGCGAAAGACGGCGGUCAACUCGGUCGCGAUCCAGGGGCAGGACUUCACGUUCGAUGCCGUCGCCGACGCGGUCUCCACGCAGGAUGAUAUAUUUAACCUUGUUGGGCUGCCACUUGUUGAGAAUUGCUUAUCGGGUUUCAACAGCUCGAUAUUUGCCUACGGACAGACUGGCAGUGGAAAAACCUACACUAUGUGGGGGCCUCUGUCUGCGCUUUCAGAAGAUUCAGUGAACAGUGAGAGGGGGCUGACACCCCGCGUAUUUGAGCAGUUAUUCUCCCGCAUUAAAGAAGAACAAGUUAAACAUGCGGAUAAAGAGCUAACUUACAAUUGUGUCUGCUCGUUUCUUGAGAUCUACAAUGAACAGAUAACUGAUUUGCUAGAUCCCUCGCAGAAGAAUCUUCAGAUUAGAGAGGAUGUCAGAACUGCCUGUGUUUAUGUUGAAUCAUUGACGAAGCAGUAUGUUUUCACUAUGAAGGACGUAACUCAGUUGUUGGUGAAGGGCCUGGCAAAUCGAAGGACAGGGGCAACAAGUGCAAAUGCCGAUAGCUCACGCUCGCAUUGUGUUUUUACGUGUGUCAUUAAGUCCGAAUCUAAGAAUCCAGAGGAUGGCUCAAGCAGCACAAGAUCAAGCAGGAUAAACUUGGUAGAUCUUGCUGGAUCAGAGCGGCAAAAACUAACACACGCAGCUGGCGAUCGACUAAAAGAAGCUGGAAAUAUAAAUCGUUCACUUUCACAGCUCGGAAACUUGAUUAAUAUACUAGCAGAAAUAUCACAGUCUGGAAAACAAAGGCACCAUGUUCCAUAUCGUGACUCCAAGCUCACAUUUCUAUUACAAGAAUCCCUAGGAGGCAAUGCAAAACUUGCAAUGAUUUGCGCUGUUUCACCAUCCCAAAGCUGUAAGAGUGAAACAUUAAGCACACUCAGAUUUGCUCAACGUGCAAAAGCUAUCAAAAACAAUGCUGUAGUUAAUGAAGAAAAAGUUGAGGAUGUAAAUGCGCUGCGUGAGCAAAUCAGGCAGUUGAAGGACGAACUUCACCGGAUGAAGUCUAAUGGAGGCUUAGAAGGAAACAAUGGCUGCUUUGCUUCUGGAUGGAACGCUAGGCGCAGUUUGCAUCUGCUGAAAAUGAGCUUGGGUCGUCCUACAACAUUCCAAGCUAUCAAAGAAGAUAGUGAUGAGGAAAUGGAAAUUGAUGAGAAUGAUGUUGAGAAGCCCUACAAUCAUGAUAAUACGGCAGUAUCUCCUAUUAAAGGUAACAGGUCUAAACUGCAAGCUUCUAUGGAUAUAUGUGCUGGCACUUCACAUGUUGAAGUUCUUGAUGGGGAUAAGAAUUUGAUAUCAACAAAAAGGUCCUGCUGUGAUGCUAAUAAAUUUAGCGGUGGUACUGAUGUUGGAGAUGGCAAGUGCAAGUUAAACCUUGCUGCCAGUAUACAGAGGGGACUUCAUGUCAUUGAAAGUCACCAAAACAAUAGUGCAUGGAGGAGAGCAUCGGUUGGGUUAAAUGCUAGAAUCAUGGAUAUUCAGCCUUGCAAGGUUGAUGUUGCAAUUCAGACAGAUCCUGAAGAAUCUGAAGCCAGAGAUAACCCUCUAGCUCUGAUUCCAAGUUGUCUACUUGAAGCUUCUGCAAAUGAGAUUAGGGAUCCCAGUGCUUCCAGGGAUCUACAAUUAGUACCAGCUGAUGGAGCAGUACCAGCUGAUGACCAAAAGCAGCAACACUUUCUGAAAGCUGUGGAAAAGGUCUUGGCUGGAGCUAUCAGGCGAGAGAUGGCGCGUGAUGAGCAGUGUGCUAAGCAAGCUGCAGAAAUUCAACAGCUCAAUCGUCUGGUGCAACAAUAUAAGCAUGAACGCGAAUGUAAUGCUGUAAUUGCUCAAACACUGGAAGGAAAAAUUGCUAGGCUUGAGAGUCUCAUGGAUGGAACUUUACCAACUGAAGAAUUCAUGAAUGAAGAGUAUUUAUCACUUCUGAAUGAGCAUAAGAUCCUCCAAAAGAAAUAUGAAAACCAUCCGGAUGUUUUGCGUGCUGAAAUUGAAGUAAAGAGACUCCAGGAGGAAUUGGACAUGUUCAGAAACUCUGGGGAUGAGAAAGAAGUUCUACAGGAGGAGAUACAGGAUCUGAAAAAUCAGUUGCAUUAUAUGCUUUCAUCAUCAUCAUCAAUUCGUAAACUCUGGCCUCCACUGCCAUUGUCUGGGCCUGGCACAAAAGACAAGGAUGGAGAUACUGAUAUUGGGGACGCUCCUGAUUGGACUGAAGCUGAGAGUAAAUGGAUUACACUCACAGAAGAGCUUAGGCUUGAACUUGAAGCAACUAAGUCCCUUGUUGGAAAGUUGCAGUCAGAAUUGGAAUCCGAAAAGAAAUGCUCAGAGGAACUGAAGGAGGCAGUACAAACAGCAAUUCAGGGAGCUGCGAGACACCUGGAACAGUAUGCUGAUCUCCAAGAGAACCAUUUCCGUUUGCUUGCGCUGCAUAGGAGGAUGCGUGAGGGUGUUGAGGAUGUGAAGACGAGAGCAGAAAAAGCUGGUAUCAAAGGUGCCGAAUUGAGGUUCAUCAAUGCCCUUGCAGCUGAAAUAUCAGUUCUAAAAGCACAAAAUGAAGGCCUUCAGGGCCAGCUAAGGGAUACUGCCGAAGCUGUUCAAGCAGCUGGUGAAUUACUUGUACGAUUGAAGGACGCAGAGGAAGCUGAAGCACUAGCCAAGAAGCGGGCAUUGGUGGCAGAGCAGGAGACGGAGAAAGCUUAUCAGGAGAUUGACAACUUGAAAAGGAACUACGAUCAGGAAAUCCUGGCUCUAAACCAGCGUCUUAGCGAGUCCUCUCAGUCUCAGUGCAAGGAUGAUGCUGUACAGCCAGAAGAGCCUUCUCAGUCUCCUAGGUAUGACACUGCUGGUAGCCCCAGCGGCCAGCAAUGGAAGGAGGAGUUCAACACCUUGCAACAAGGCGGAUCAUUUGAGGUCUCCAAGAGCACGGACCUGAACUCGUGGUUCUACGGAUACGACAAGUGUAACAUCUGACAACGCACGGUUUAAUUUCAUUCGGUCCUAUGUUGUACCAUUAAAGUGGCGGUAGUGUAAUUUUUGUACACCUGGUAAGCAGAGAAGGGGAAGGAUGCCGGUGCCUCCUCACCGUCUUGUGAGGUGCACGCAGAUUCUUCCAGAUCCUCGACAACGUUGUAUCCUGUCUUGUAAAUCUAGAUGGACAUUUUUUUUACAUUAAAAGCGGCGACUCCGAUGUUCUAUUGCUGUAUCCCUGCAAAUAAAUCUCAAGCUGUUGGUCAGGA
Panicum hallii is the source of this 3671-nucleotide messenger RNA. RefSeq names its product kinesin-like protein KIN-12A. The transcript has 16 exons. Gene Ontology annotation, molecular function: microtubule binding; microtubule motor activity; ATP binding. The record is from RefSeq and is a predicted model, not a curated record. NCBI's taxonomy places the organism in Eukaryota, Viridiplantae, Streptophyta, Magnoliopsida, Poales, Poaceae. Gene Ontology annotation, biological process: microtubule-based movement. Bases 1 to 3405 code for a protein of 1134 amino acids.